Molecule: messenger RNA, 1311 nt
Organism: Quercus lobata
Lineage: Eukaryota; Viridiplantae; Streptophyta; Magnoliopsida; Fagales; Fagaceae
Exons: 1
Coding region: 1-1311 (436 amino acids)
Source: RefSeq, a predicted model, not a curated record
AUGGCUCUUCCACAGGGGUUUCACAGCCAGGGGGAGGUUGUUUGUAAGCUCAAUAAGUCCAUCUAUGGCCUCAAGCAAGCUUCUAGGCAAUGGUUUGCCAAAUUCUCAAGCACCUUGAUUCAGCUUGGUUUCAUCCAAUCCAAAGCUGAUUACUCCUUGUUUUCCAGAAGACAUGAUAACAUUUUCAUGAUUCUUUUGGUCUAUGUAGAUGAUGUUUUAAUAGCUUGCAAUGACAAGGCUGAAGUGGACAAAUUUAAAGUCAUGCUGGAUGAUAAGUUCAAGCUUAAGGAUUUGGGUGAUUUGAAAUAUUUCCUUGGUUUGGAGGUUGCAAGAUCAGACAAAGGAAUUGCUUUCUGUCAAAGGAAGUACACCCUUGAACUAAUCAGUGAUGCUGGAUUGCUUGGCUGUAAGUGUGCUAAGACUCCCAUGGAGCACAACUUAAAGCUGAGCAAGUUUGAAGGAGAAGAACUUAAGGAUCCUAGUCAUUAUAGAAGGCUUGUGGGCAGGCUCUUGUACUUAACAAUCACAAGACCUGACAUCACUUUUGCUGUCCAUAAACUCAGUCAGUUUAUGUCCAAGCCAAGAAGACCACAUCUGAGUGCAGCACAAAGAGUGUUGCAGUAUUUGAAAGGUGAACCAGGCAAAGGACUCAUGUUCUCUUCUAGCACAAACCUGCACCUGAAAGGAUUUGCUGAUGCAGAUUGGGCUGCAUGUCCUGACACUCGAAGAUCAGUGACUGGCUAUAGUAUCUUCAUUGGUGAUUCUCUAGUGUCUUGGAAGUCCAAGAAACAAUCCACAGUAUCAAAAUCCUCAGCUGAAGCUGAGUAUAGAUCCAUGGCAAUAGCAACAUGUGAGAUAGUGUGGAUCUUAUACUUUCUCAAGGACAUUGGAGUGAAUCAUGAAAAGGAGGCUCUGCUGUUUUGUGACAGUCAAGCUACGUUGCAUAUUGGCUCCAAUCCAGUCUUUCAUGAGAGGACAAAACACAUAGAAAUAGAUUGUCAUGUGGUGAGGGAUAAGGUGUUAGAAAAGGUGAUUAAGUUGAAUCAUGUUAGAUCAAACUGUCAGUUAGCUGACCUGCUUACUAAAGCUCUGAAUUACAAUCAGAUCUCAACUCUUACUUGUAGAAUGGGAAUGCUUAAUAUACAUACCCCUGCUGCUCUUGAGGGGGAGUAUCAGAGUUCAAGUGACAGAGUCAAGAUCAGUAGCAAGAGCAGAAGAGAAGUCAAGGAUAUAGAGGAUCAAAACACUGAACAUAAAGAUGUUGAUUCUGUAGCAGAGCAUAAACGGCAGGUCAAUGUAAAAGAAGAAUAA